Molecule: messenger RNA, 4840 nt
Organism: Betta splendens (Siamese fighting fish)
Lineage: Eukaryota; Metazoa; Chordata; Actinopteri; Anabantiformes; Osphronemidae
Product: rho GTPase-activating protein 30-like
Biological process (GO): small GTPase-mediated signal transduction
Molecular function (GO): GTPase activator activity
Source: RefSeq, a predicted model, not a curated record
GAAUUCGCCGUUUAGCCUCGUUUCUUUACGUUUCUGCACCUAAAGCCUCUAUAGCAGCGCAGCGACAGGGCGACGCGGCGCGACGCAGGCGGUGGCAGGUGGGAGCUGAUGACUUGGUCUUCGAGCCGCUCUAUGAGUCUGUAGCUCAGCACAGCUCCACUUCCGCUGCGCUGAAGCAGGGGCCGCGAAGGCUCCGACAUGAGGGCGGCCCGGUGACCGGGCCGCGCCGUCCCCACGGCCGAGAUCGCACGCUUGGACGGGUCCACGGCCCAGACACACGUUAGCGUGUGAGCGAAACACCCGCAGCCUCCAUUGAGUGAAUAGGAGAAGUUCAGCGUCAAGGGUGUGGCCUUUCAUUCGAAAAUAAAUUGAGUUCACGGGGGAAGUGCAGCGCCACAAAUGCACAGAGAGGAUUCAGAGACGCUCUGUGUUCUGUUCUGAGAGGAAAUUGCUAUAAAGUGGUGUUUGCACAAAGACAGAGUUGUGAUUUCUGCAGGUUCGGGAGACGAGCCGAAGUGUAAGACUCCAGAAAGACAGAGGAAGCGAGCUGCACCCACCAGCAUGCAGAGCUGAAAGCCUGAAAGCCUCCACGGAGCCAGCGCCACCUCAACCCAGUGGGGCCCACGUCCAGGAGUCACAGCCUCACAGAGUCAGAGCCGGUGGGGGCCACGAAGCGAGCAGCUCCCGUCGGGUCUGACUGUGAGAGAGGCCACACAGGAAGAGAUGCGGAGAGUCCGGAGAAGAGGAGGGAACAAGGAGAAGGUGUUCGGAUGCGACCUGCUCGAGCACCUGACCGCCUCCUCCCACGAGAUCCCUCAGGUCUUGCAGAGCUGCAGCUCAUUUGUUGAGCAGCACGGUGUCGUUGAUGGAAUCUACAGGUUGUCGGGCGUCUCGUCCAACAUCCAGAAGCUGAGGGGGGAGUUCGAGAGCGAUGGGGCUCCGGAGCUGAACAAGGACUUGUACCUGCAGGACAUCCACUGCGUCAGCUCUCUGUGCAAAGCCUACUUCAGGGAGCUGCCCAACCCGCUGCUCACCUACCAGCUCUAUGACAAGUUCGCUGAGGCCGUGUCCAUCCAGCUGGAGGAGGAGAGGCUGGUGAAGAUCCGGGAUGUGCUGAAGGAAUUACCCCGACCACAUUACAGGACUCUGGAGUUCCUGAUGCGUCAUCUCGUCAGAAUGGCCUCGCAUUCCUCGGAGACCAACAUGCACGCCAGGAACCUGGCCAUCGUCUGGGCUCCCAAUCUGCUCAGGUCAAAGGACAUCGAGGCGUCUGGGUUCAACGGCACAGCAGCGUUCAUGGAGGUCAGGGUUCAGUCCAUCGUGGUGGAGUUCAUCCUCACACACGUCCCUCAGCUGUUUCCUGAACAAGGGGCGUCCGCUGAGCGGAGGAACUCUCUCCCGUCUCCGUCAGCUCUGUCCAGCUCUGGGGAGCCGGUUUUCAAGUUUGUUCCAUCUCCUUCCAACUUUGGGAACAUCAGUCCAGGAGACGGUCCUUUGGCCAUAAGACCCUACCACGCCAUCAUCGAAGGCACAGACAAGAGGAAAGGAUCUCUGAAGGGCAAGAAGUGGAUGUCCAUCUUCAACAUCGGAGGACGAUUCCCCGACCCUCGGAAGAAACACAAACACUCAGCAAAAGAGAAAGAGCGGCCUCCUCUGAGACCAGCGAGAAGCAUGGACUCGCUCAGCUCCCCGUUGUACCCCAAAGAAGGUUCCCGGCAUCCUGCUCAGCGCCCUCCCUCCACCAGCACGUCGCCCCUCGUCACCAGCUCCCCCAAGUCCGGCUCGGAGGCUGCCGGCUCCGUGGGGGGCAUCGGCGUCAGCGAGUACGCCGUGACGUACCGCAGGGGAACCGGACUGGUCAGCGGGGGGGCCGGGACCCAAGGCACCUACACGGCUCUCGACCCCGAAGGUUUAGGAGUCGCCGGCAGUGAGUCCGUCCAAACCAGGUCCCCGGGACUCUCCAACAAAGCAGGACGGAGAGCGGCCAUGCACAUCACAGGCCCCACCAUGGUCACCGUGCCACUACACAUCACCUCGAACCUGGCGCUAGGAGUGCUGCAAGGCGGAGGCGGCGACAGAGUCAUCCACCGCGGCAGAGAUAAAGAGGGAGGAGAUGCAAGCGAGGGCGGGAGGACAGAGAGGAAGGCGGAGGAGAGGAGGAAACCUCCCCGGAGGAAGGACAGGGGGGGAGUGGUGGCGGUGGACGGGAGCACGCUGGCAGGAGAAGGAGGAGGUGGGGAGGACAAGGAGGAGCCGAGGGAGGAACAGGAGGUGACAGAAGCUUGUAGCCAGAAGCCGGAGCUGGUGGUGAGGAGCACGUCCAGCCAGCGCGAAGCCCAAAGCCCCGAAUCCAGCACGAACGACCCCGAGGACAACGACGAGUACAUGGUGAUGAAGGGAGCGGAAGCUGAGGCUCCGCCCGCCGACGACCGCGCGUCCGACGCCUCCGACGCGCUCAACGCCACCGAAGCUGCAGGCGACGACCACGAGCUGUCCGGCUACGUCCAGGACAACUUCGAGUUCCUGGACCAGAUGGACUGCAGCGCGCUGGACCACAUGGACAGCAGCGCCUCCUAUCAGACGAUCGAGUUCUCUGUGGAGCCUCCGUGUCACUCAGAUGAGGAGUAUGAACUCAUGAGUCAGCAGCUGGCCGAGCAUUCAGGCCCUGAAGCUCUCGCCCACAGCCCCAACGAGCUGAACCCACACAGACCGCUCAGCCUGGACCUGCAGAACCGAUACACUAAGUCCCUCAGCCUGCCUCAUAUGACGUCACCCGUCCAGGGUCCGGAGGGGGGGCUCUGCUCUGAGGACGAGGAUCUAGGGGACAACAGUGAUGAGGAGGAGGAGGACUACAGUAGCGAGGAAGACGAGAGCAUGUUUUAUAAAAGCCUCCCCGCUGAUCUCUUCUUAAACGAUGCUAACUUCAAACUAGGCGUUCAGACACAAGAGAGCUGCAGGACAGACAGAGCUGCCGGGAGCUCGGAGGACACAGAGGCUGAGACGCUGCAGGUGGAGGAAGCAGCCGCUACACAGCAGCGGGUGGAGGAAGCGGGAGGUGAGGACGGACUGGAAGACGAGCACAUAACGAAGGAGGAGGAGGAGGAGCAGGGGGAGGAGGAGGGGGAGGAGGAGAAGAAGAAGGAGGAGGAGGAGGAGGGGAAAGAGGAGAAGAAGAAGGAGGAGGAGGAGGAGAAGGAGAAGACGAAGAAGGAGGAGGAGGAGCAGGAGGAGGAGGAGAAGAAGAAGGAGGAGCAGGAGGAGGAGGAGAAGAAGAAGGAGGAGAAGAAGAAGGAGGAGGAGGAGGAGGAGAAGAAGAAGGAGGAGGAGGACGCGCCUGAUGAAGGAGGAGAUCCACCAGAGCAGCUGGAGCAGAGCAGAACAGCGGAGGAAUUCCUGAGCGUCGUGGAAGAUUCUCCUGCUCCUGAUGCGUCAGCAGCCCUUGAGUUCCCACCACCACCAGAUGACAAGGUCUCAGCAGCGGAGGAUCCUCACAGCGACUGCAGUGCACAUUUCUAUGAAGAGGACGGAGGUUCAUUAGAGCCCAGAGACGUUCAAGAGACAAACAGUGAUGAUGAAGACAGGAAGGACAACAGAGAGGCAGACGCAGUAAGUCAAGUUCUGGAAAUAAAUGAAAAUCAUCAGAACAUUUGUGAAGAACCUUCAGAGGAAGACAACGACGUAAUGACUGACAGAAACCACGAAGAAGAGAAGCUGGAAGGCGACAAACAGCUUGAAGGUGCAACUUGUGGGAGCAGCGGUGAAAUCUGGGACGAGCUGGAGGAUGUGAUCUGUGAAGUGAUAGAGGAUGAGGAGAGUGAGCAGGCGAAGAGGAAGGGUGUGUCUGGGCAGGACGGCGCUGGAGAGGAGGCUUCAGAGGAGAAAGAGGAGGAGAAAGAGCAGGCAAACGAGACAGAGACAGAACGGGGGGCGGAGGCUGAUGAAAAGCUGUCAAACCCAGAGUUCCUGGAAAAUGAGACUCAUUCAUCGGAGACAGGUGAAGUGGAAGAUGCAACUCAAGGGAGCCUGGACUUCAGUGACGAAGUACAGCUUGAGGAAGAAGCGGCUUCAGAGGAGCCAGAGAAGGAGAGCAAUGAUGGAGAGAAGUCUGAGGAGCAGCCGGUACCAGCAGCCAGCGGGUCGGACCCACAGGAGGACAGGAAGUGUGCGGAGGACAUCGCCCCCGGAGGAGUGGGCAGGAAGCUGGUCGUCUCCAAGAGCCCAAAGGUCUGUCUGGUCAAAGCGGUGCCGGUCGUGCCCCCGAAGCCUCAGCACUGCAAAAUCACCGCCCUGAGCCUCCGGCAGCAGCAGCAGCAGCUGAGGGUCCCGGCAGAGCAGGACAAAGCAGGGGACAAAGAGCGGGACAGGAGGAGGGACGGCGACGACGCCAACAGGAACAGCCCCCUCAGCAUGUGCUUCGACGAGGCCGUUGCCAUAGCAACCAUGAGGCGCGGGAAGGAGAAGGUCCGAGAAGGAGAGGCAGAGGGAUUGGGGAAGCGAAGCGCCGUGAGGAGCUUCCUCUACAAACUCUUUUUCUACACGUUGUACAAAAAGCUGUGCCAUCUACUGAUCAGGGAAUCGUUUUCAAACAGCUCACAACAGGGUUACCUGUUUUAGUGUUUACUGAGGGUCCUUAUUGCUUGUUCACUAACUCGAUGUGAGGAGUGUUGCAAUAGCAGUGCGUGGUCAUUGUGGAAGGAUUACAAUUAUACCAUAUUUAGAAUUUAUAAAGUGUAUGUAUACAUACUGCAUAAUUUAAAUGUCUGCAAAUGUCACUCAUCUCAUCCACAGGAUGAAGGAUUUAUUUUUGGAUUAUCAGAAUAAAAUGACGUUUUCAUGAUGA